Messenger RNA from Nothoprocta perdicaria, 5383 nucleotides. It is a transcript of the gene LRCH3, whose product is annotated as leucine rich repeats and calponin homology domain containing 3. NCBI's taxonomy places the organism in Eukaryota, Metazoa, Chordata, Aves, Tinamiformes, Tinamidae. Bases 1 to 2337 code for a protein of 778 amino acids. The record is from RefSeq and is a predicted model, not a curated record. Gene Ontology annotation, molecular function: protein binding. The transcript is spliced from 21 exons.
AUGGCGGCCGCGGCGCUGGCGGCGCCGGAGGGCGGCUCAGCCGCGAUGCCGGCGGGGAGCGCGGCGGCGUGUCCGCCCACGCCGGGGCCCUCGGGCCCGGGCUCGUGGAGCCGCUCCUUGGACCGAGCCCUGGAAGAAGCGGCGGCCAGCGGCACCCUCAGCUUGAGCGGCAGGAAGCUCCGCGACUACCCSCGGGCCAGCGCCGCCAACCACGACCUGAGCGACACCACGCAGGCCGAUUUGUCACGGAACAGGCUGUCAGAGCUCCCCGCAGAAGCCUGUCACUUUGUCUCCCUCGAGAGCCUUAAUUUGUACCAAAACUGCAUUCGAUACAUCCCAGAGGCCAUUCUGAACCUACAGUCUUUAACAUUUCUAAAUAUCAGUCGAAACCAGCUUUCCACACUGCCAGUGCACCUGUGUAAUCUACCACUAAAAGUUUUGAUAGCCGGUAAUAAUAAGUUGGUCUCAAUACCCGAAGAAAUCGGACAGCUCAGACAGCUGACAGAGCUUGAUGUGAGCUGUAAUGAAAUACAGACAAUACCUCCCCAAAUUGGCAGUCUGGAGUGCUUGCGUGACCUAAAUGUCAGAAGAAAUAAUUUGGUGCGUUUACCUGAAGAGCUUGCUGAGUUGCCUUUGAUUCGGUUAGAUAUCUCCUGCAAUAAAAUAACAACAAUCCCCGUUUGUUACCGGAACCUCAGACAUCUGCAAACCAUCAUGUUAGAGAACAACCCCCUCCAGUCACCCCCUGCACAGAUAUGUAUAAAAGGAAAAAUUCACAUAUUUAAAUACCUAAACAUAGAAGCAUGCAAGAUAGCUCCAGACUUGCCUGAUUAUGAUAGGAGACCCAUGGGGUUUGGAUCCUGCCAUGAAGAACUUUACUCCAGUCGUCCAUACGGAGCACUAGAUUCUGGCUUCAAUAGUGUGGACAGCGGAGACAAAAGAUGGUCAGGGAAUGAACCUACAGAUGAGUUCUCCGACCUCCCUUUGCGUGUGGCAGAGAUCACUAAGGAACAGCGACUGCGAAGAGAGAGCCAGUAUCAAGAAAACAGAGGUAGCACAGUCGUAACUAACGGUGGAGUGGAACAUGACCUCGAUCAGAUUGACUAUAUUGACAGCUGUGCCACAGAGGAGGAGGAGGAAGAGGUGAGGCAACCCAAGGGCAUGGACGCAGACAGCCUCAGCUCACAGUUCAUGGCGUAUAUUGACCAGCGGCGAAUCUCUAACGAGGGUUCACAUGUAAAACCUGUAGCUGUCAGAGAAUUUCAGAGAACAGACGAUGCCAGGCGAUAUUUACAUCAAAAUAGGGAUACUGAUGAGUUACGAAGACCUGAAACUUUAAAUUUGAUGCAGGACAGAGAGCAACACCGAGUACUAAGGAAUUAUGUGGACAGGACAGAGAGGCCGUUGGCUGAUUCACCUCACUUUCUCUCACUAUCAAGUCAUCACAGUCAGGUGCCCAACGCAGACCCCGAGCUGCACCACAGGCACAUCGAGCGUGCCCGRCGGGAAGCCCAGCUAGCAGCGCUUCAGUACGAGGAAGAGAGGAUGAGAACAAAACAGAUCCAGAGAGAAGCUGUCCUUGACUUUGUUAAACAAAAAGCAUCGUUAAGCCCUCAGAAGCAAAGUCCUCAGAAGCAAAGUCCUCUGGAUAGUGAGUGUCCCUUUCCAUCCCGAAGGUCUCAGCAUACUGAUGAUAGUGCCUUGUUAGUGAGUGAUGACAGAUCGACCAUCUCUCCCAGCUCACCUACCACUCAGACAGCCCACCUUUCCCCUCCAUAUCCUGGCCCUACAGCCCCGCCUUCCUAUAGAAACCCUCCCCAGCGACCUGAGAGUUUCCUUUUCCGGGCAGCUGUCAGGGAUGAAGCAAAGAAAGCUGUUACUUCAUCUUCCACCUGUGCCUUGUCUCCUGCUCAUGAUUCUGCAGACCCCAGAGCAAGACAGUACUCCAAACAGCGGGAGGAAGAGCUGGAGCUGAUAGAGCAGCUGCGUAAGAACAUCGAAUCCCGCUUGAAGGUGUCAUUGCCCAGUGAUCUGGGAGCAGCUCUCACCGACGGUGUCGUUCUGUGCCACUUGGCUAAUCACGUGCGUCCUCGAUCCGUUCCCAGCAUCCACGUCCCUUCCCCUGCCGUUCCUAAACUUACAAUGGCAAAAUGCAGACGAAACGUGGAGAAUUUUUUGGAUGCUUGCAGAAGGAUUGGAGUGCCUCAGGAGCAAUUAUGUUUGCCUCUACAUAUUUUAGAAGAGAAGGGUUUGACACAGGUAGCUGUGACUGUCCAGGCGCUCCUGGAGCUGGCACCCCCAAAGCAGCAGCCACUUCACCACUUGUCUGCUGUGUAGAGACCUCCGGGACCUUUUGGGUUGCCUUGGCUAAGAGAAGGACGUGAAGACGUUACUGCCCGUGCAGUGCAUCCCAACACACAGAGCUCCCUUCUAAGGAAAUGAGUUGCCAUGAUUCCUGACAGGAAUGUCUUGCUUCGUUGCUCCACUUUUUUUGGAGAACACAACAGUUUCCAGUAACGGGAGGCUUUUCUUAUCAAUCAUUUUUGCCCCUUGUAAAACCAAGUUUAUUGGGAGGAGGGCAGGGAGUUCCGCUGAACGAUGGUUGGAGCCAACUGUAGAAACUUGACCUUGUAGAUUGAAGACAUGGGUGUACAGUUUGGAAAAUGAGAUGAUCCCUAAGGGGAUCCAUUUAUUACAGGGAUGGUUUGCAGUGGGCACAUGGGGAACAAGACUUAUUUUUUCCCUUCCCCACAGGGUUCAAAGAAAGGGAGGGUUUUUGCCUCUUUUUCCAUUAUAAUAACGAUUAUAGGGUAAGAUUGUGUUGGCGGAAGCCAGACCAGUUCCAUUUGUAUUGAACACAUUAGCAUUCUUGAUGGGUUUACUUUUUGUUUGGGUUUUAAUAGGUUUUGGGCAUCUUUUCCAACAUCAGUGGAGGAAAUCUCCCUUCUACCUCCUCUCACCUCCUUGCAAUCACAUAAGGAUGCACUUAGUUACUGCACGGUUUUGUCGAGGAUGACUAAAUGUCAUCAAUAAUCAUGUACCUGUUUGCACUGCAGUGCAAAGAGUUGCUGCCUGCUGUGCUGAUCUUAGAAGCCCUUUAUUAGUCAGAACUUUUAGCAGGGUUGGAGCCUCCUAUGCAGUCACGCUAACACUGGUGAAUGUCCCAGCUGCUGAAAAAUGAAUGAUUUGGGGAACAUAAUUACUGAAUUUGCACAGGUAGGUUGCACGUUAUCCAAGCAGCAAGCUGUUGCAACAGGUAGGUUUGGCAGGGCUUUAAGAAAAGCCUUUUUUCGUUAGGGUUACAAUAAAGAGAUGCACACGUUUCAUAGAAGUACACAACUUCACUCUUCUUUCCUUAGCCAAAAACAGAUGCUGAAAAUACAGGAAGGGCAGAGACACUAGCCAAGUUCUGCGCUUUGCUUUAAAGCCAACCUGCAAAACAAGGACUCGGUUUCUGUGCUUUAGUCCCAAGGACUAGGCCAGGUUUAUUACCACACGGGUAACUAUUUUUCUUCUUCCCAAGACCUUGCAGAAUCCGGCUCUCUACACGUGCUGUUCUUCUGUUAGCUUCUGGUCUGUUUAAAACGCCCCAGAAUAUUGCACUGCAAAUACCAUGUAGAGCAUGGAGUCCCAGAGCAGCCUCAAGGCCUGCAGAUAGUCCAUCAAGUGAUGUAUUUGAGCCAGAAUUUACCAAGAAGGUUUCAUGGGGAUGAAGAAAGGAGAAGAAAUAGGAAAAUGUUAACUAAAAGUCACCUUUUUUGCAGUAAUGCUGCUCUGGGAACACUGGCCAGAACUGGUCUCAGCUGGACUUUUCCCCCUUUAAUUUCCCCCUUUAAUUUUAAUUUUUGUAGUUUGGCUCCUGCCGUUCUGCUUCAUGCAAGUCCCAAGGUCCAGUGCAGUGACUGCUCUGCCCUGUUCUUGUAGUGGUUCCAGCUGCUGCUCAUUGGCAUUGACUGGCCACACUGCAAGGGCAAAGGAGCACGUGAAGGGUGUUCAGAGCUGGGCACCUGGAGAUAAGAAACUUCAUUUUCCUGGUGGGUAAGGGGUUGUCCUGAACUCUUCAAAACCUGUAUACGCCAAUAACUUGCACUAAGGGGAGGAAAGCAGAGGACUCUGCUCUCCAGACUGGCGGCACAGAGCAGGCGUUUCUGGCACCAGGUUUGAGAGAGGACACCGCGUUUAUCUUAGUGUCCAACGUCAGGCCAUUUGUGCCAAACGUGGGCACGUGACUGCAGAAGCUCCUCGUCCCUAGACUACUUGUGUGUCAUUUGAGGAAGACGGUUCCCUGGUAGGUUUGCAGGGCCCUGCUGUUUGCUCCAGCCCAGCUUCCAGCACCCGUAGAAAGGGAGACGCAGCAGUGGUCGGGGGGUGGAGGCUGUGUCAUUAAUACCCAGUGAUGUGUCUUUAAUACCUGGUUUUAGGAAUUAACGGGCUGGGUGGGCAGUUGAAUCCGGGCUUCAGGAAUAUCACUUACUACGAGCUAUCACUUGAGUCGUUCCUGGCGCCCGCGCGCUCUGCAGGUUCUGGUGUAUGCUGGUCGUGUUACUGUCACUUCUGUAAUUUGUAUUUUCAUGCCAAAUCUUGACCAGAUGUUUAGGAGAAAAAUCUAAGCCUUAAGGUUUCACCACGUGGCUUAUUUAAUGUAUUACAGCCAAACCACUCCAGUUCUCUUUCACAAUGCAGUGGGUUGGGAUUUGUUGGGGGCAUUGGCGUGCAAUGUUUGUUUUCUCCACUGAAAAGAAUAUUUUCAAGAGCACGUAUGAGAUUUUGUGUAUCAAAGCGAGAGGCAGUUUUGUCUUUCCUUUCUGGGGCAUUUGUGUUGGAGGGCGAAAUCCAGGCGUGUGGCUGGUGUUGGUGUUUAUGGAGUACCUCCAACGUGUCACCGUCCUUCCUUACGUGAAGUCCAGCACCCAACAGCAUCUGAGGCUUCAGCAGAGUCACGGAAUGGACAUCGGCAGCACCGGCACUCGGGCUCCUUGGGAGCCUUGGAAAGAUCAGGUCAGAACAGCGGGAGUUGCUGCUCCCCCGUGUGAAGGGGAAGUGUUUUCUGAGGCCUCUGCUUUGGUGGCCUGGUUAAAAUAAAUGGGAAACGACUUUCUGCAGUGCUGGGAACAUCUCGGUUGUUCUCCAUAGUGACAUGACGAGUGGUAUUUUUAGACUUUUAUGACUAUAAAUGGUUCUUUGAAAACUUUUUAGAAGCAGAGGACUUCCAAGGACAUUGAAAACAAUCAUUUGUAUAGAUAUUGUGGUGUUUUACAAAGUGUUCUAAUGUUGUUAUUUCUGAAAACAGUGUAAACGUGUAAUUAAUGGAGUAAAGGAUUUUAAAGCUUCAUCCCAUGCUGUAUGUCUGUAAAUACAUUCCAUAAUUUCUAAGUCUGUUAAG